GCUGAGACAGAAAGCAAGACAAGCAACACCAAGAAGACAACAGACACCUGAACAGUGUUUCAUCUCACAAGAAGAGGACUCAACACUAAACCCACUGAAGAUGCUGUGCUCUCAUGGAGUCCAGUCUGCACUCAGUCCAUUCAUGGACUUCUACUGGCCUGUGCGCAGUCUGUGGCCAGAGAUCAAGCCUCUGUUCUACCAGCAGGAUCUCCUGCAGAGAAACCUACAGGAGCUGUGCAGCAGUCUGGAGCUGAUGGAUAAACUUCAACACAGGAUCCUGGAGGAGACAGAUCCUUUCCAAAGCAGCAUGGCUGUGCAGCCAGUUGCCGUCCAGCUGGAGAAAGAGGGAGACAAGUUUGCUCUGAUGCUGGACACUCAAGGCUUUUCCCCAGAGGAGCUGUCUGUCAGGCAAGUGGGCAGGAAGCUGAGAGUCAGUGGCAAGACAAAGAAGAAGCAGGAGGAUGGGAAAGGCUCGUACUCUUACAGACUGCAGGAGUUCAGACAGGAGUUUGAUCUGCCUGAAGGACUGAACCAUCAAGCCAUCACGUGCCACCUGUCUCCAGAUGGGAAGCUCCACAUCCAGGCAGCCAAAGCUCCGUGUGUUGAAGAGGCUGAGAGAGAGCUGACUAUCAAGAGGAGCUCAGAGGACAAAGCACAGCAGAGUGUGUGUUCACAGGCAGAAGACAGCAGGACAGAGACACACGCUGUUUGACUGGACUAAUGACAUCACUCGUCAAUUGCUCAUCCAUCAUGUCUGACUUCUUUUCUGUGAAACUAUUUGAUAGGCUGCCUCAGUGACAAAAACAUGUAAAAUAUAUAAAUGUGUAAUAAGCUUUUACUUCAGAUUAUAGGUUUGCAUUUCCAUUUAAUUGCAAUACCCAAAAAAUCACCACAGGUGAUGGUUCAUCAGGAAUACAAACUUCACUUG
Molecule: messenger RNA, 928 nt
Organism: Maylandia zebra (zebra mbuna)
Lineage: Eukaryota; Metazoa; Chordata; Actinopteri; Cichliformes; Cichlidae
Product: heat shock protein 30
Biological process (GO): response to heat; protein refolding
Cellular component (GO): cytoplasm; nucleus
Source: RefSeq, a predicted model, not a curated record